Medioppia subpectinata is the source of this 2202-nucleotide messenger RNA. Lineage: Eukaryota; Metazoa; Arthropoda; Arachnida; Sarcoptiformes; Oppiidae. The record is from the annotation of a GenBank genome assembly.
AUGCUACAACAACAGGGGAAUCCACUCAUGGCCGAGGGUCUGGAGAAAUUGGACCUUGUUUUACACGAUUUAGAGACCAAAGUGAACAACACCGACCCAAACGAUGAACAUGGUCAGUUGACGCUCAAGGGCUUGGAAGAUCUAGUGAUUAUUGCCGAGGGUGAUCUCAAUGCUGAGAUACGCGACAGCACGGGUGAAAUAAGUGAUACCCACGUGAAUGAUACAGAAACUGAACAGGCUAAAAAGAGACUACGCGAUAAAGUAGCUGAAUUAUUAUUGAGCUCCAAGACUGCCCAGGAUCUCUUAAGCAAAGUGGACAAAAAGCAUUUGGCCAAAGGUUUAAAAAUGUUGGACAGCCUAUUGAAUGGCACCUACACAGAGGUCAGUAAAGCGGACCCCCAGUCUGAUGCGGGAAAGUCAAUGUUACAGGGGCUGGAGAUCAUGAUUGAACAUACUGAAAUAGAUCUAAAUGCCGAGAUUAAAUUGAUUGAGGGCGAAAUACGCGAUGGUCAUAAUAGCUACGAUAUACCGGUUAUAAUUGACCAAGCCGAGUUAAUGAUAGACAGGGCGAAUAAGCUUUCUGAUGAGUUGGAUUCAAAGGGUCGGGCGGUUGAGGCCAAGAGUAUGGCUGUGUUAGUCAGUGGUGUUAAGACAUUGUUGAAAAAGGUACAAGAUUAUAAUCCGUAUACUGGAGUGGGCCGGUUUGUUCAAAAAGCGAUAGAGAGCAGCCGUAUUGAGCGCCCGGAGUUGGAGUCAACGCUGAGCAAAGAGGAGCUGAUCCUGAAAUUGGCUGAACUAUUGCUGAACUCAAAGACAGUUCAGGACUUCCUUAAGAAAGAGGGGAAACCCCUGUUGGCCAAGGGUUUGGAGAAACUCGAUGUUGUGCUCCACGAGUUGGACGAGAAGGUGCAUAAGGCCGACCCCAAGACCAAGAUCGGUCAGCUGGCCCUCCAAGAGCUCGAGAAACUGAUCGCAAAAACCGAGAAGGAUUUGGAGGCAGAGAUAAAAAAGAUCGAGGAUGAGAUUCACAAAAAGCCACCCAUGUCAUUGGCAGGAUUGAGCAAGGAGGAAUUGCUACUCAAAUUGGCCGAAAUGUUGCUCAACUCAAAGACCGUUCAGGACUUCUUUAAGAAAGAGGGUAAACCCCUGUUGGCUAAGGGUUUGGAGAAGUUGGACACACUAUUGCAUGAGUUGGACGAUAAGGUACGCAAAGCUGAUCCCAAGACCAAGAUUGGAAAGUUUGCUCUCGAAGGCCUGGAGAAACUCAUCUCUAAGGCAGAGGUAGACCUGGAGGCUGAGAUCAAGAAGAUUGAGGAUGAAAUACACAAAAAGCCACCCACAUUGACAUUGACUAUGGGAUUGAGCAAGGAGGAAUUGUUGCUCAAAUUAGCUGAAAUGCUGCUCAACUCCAAAACAGUUCAAGACUUUCUCAAGAAAGAGGGCAAACCCCUGUUGGCCAAGGGUUUAGAAAAACUCGAUGUCUUACUCCACGAUUUGGACGAGAAGGUACACAAAGCUGACCCCAAGACUAAGAUCGGGAAACUAGCGCUCGAAGGCCUGGAGAAACUGAUCGAGAAGACAGAGGUAGAGCUCGAGGCAGAGAUCAAGAAGAUCGAGGACGAGAUCCAUAAAAAGCCGCCCACAAUGACAGCCGGUCUGGACAUCGAUGGGAUCAUCAAAACGGCUGAAAUGCUUAUCUCAAAGGCCAAGGUAUUGGUGGAAGAGCUCAAACAACAGGGUCGGGACGUUGAGGCCAAAGGUCUGGCCCUCUUAGAGGACGCCGCCAUCGAUGCCGUGCAGAAAGUGAAAGAGUAUAAACCAAUCACUGAAUUGGAUAAACUCGUACAACUAGGUCUGGUCAGCUCAUUGAAGUUUGCGGAGAAAGAGCUGGAUGAUUUUAUUCAAAAAUUAGCGCCACCGACAUCGUUGGCGACGGCUAAUGAUAUCGCGGACGUGAUUAAAACGGGUGAAAUGCUUGUCGAUAAGGCAAAGUUGUUGGUGGAAGAGCUCAAGCAAAAGGGUCGUGACCUCGAGGCCAAAGGACUGGCCCUAUUGGAGGACUUGGCUAUCGAUGCCCUCCAAAAGGUCAAAGAGUAUAAGCCGUUGACAGCAAUUGGUCGCCUAAUUCAAAAAGAUCUGGUUAAUAAACUGAAAUGGGCAGAGACUAAAUUGGAUAACUUCAUUCAAAAUUUAACGCAGUAA